Molecule: messenger RNA, 1414 nt
Organism: Mya arenaria
Lineage: Eukaryota; Metazoa; Mollusca; Bivalvia; Myida; Myidae
Product: calcium-activated chloride channel regulator 1-like
Exons: 10
Coding region: 1-1275 (424 amino acids)
Source: RefSeq, a predicted model, not a curated record
AUGCGCGUUUUGUUUGCUUUGGCUUUCUUCAUAGGGGUUUGUUAUGGUGUUACAUUAAAAGACAAUAGAUAUGAAGGGAUAUACGUCGCUGUUCAUGAUCUUGUGACCGAAGAUCAAAGCUUAAUCGACAGAAUAAAGGAUAUCUUUACUGCCGCAUCACGAUUGCUGUUUAGGGCUACGGAACAGCGCGUGUAUUUUGGUGAAAUCAACAUCGUCGUUCCAAGAUCCUGGACACCACAGAGAGACGCCCAGCCAGUCCAACAAUCCGAGCGCGGAUACUUCAAGAUAGAAGACGGACAACUGAUAACCCCGAGGACAUUUGGCAAUGAUAUUUGUGGACAAGGAGGAACGUACACUUAUCUCCCCUUGUCAUUCGUCAAGAACACAUCCAGGACUGAUUUUGGAAAACAUGAGAACGUUCUCGUUCAUGAAUGGGCACAGCUUCGGUGGGGCGUGUUUUCUGAAUACGGUACCGAUGAGGAAGCCAAAGGGCAUUUCUACCAAGCUGGAGGGAAGUGGAAACCCACAAGCUGCAGUGAGAACGUUCAAGGUCGUGUGGGGUUCGGUUCUAAUUGUAAGGCUAGUUCGUGGUGUGAUACAAAUGAUUCAACACGACGUAUCCACCCCGGUUGUCAAUUCUGUCCUGAUCUUACACAAUCGGUAGCAGGGGCGUCCAUUAUGGACAACCAAUUCGUGGACCAACUGGACCUGUUUUGUGACGACAGCGAAGAUACACCUGCAGCGAAAAGACUCAACAGACUUGCAACAAACAAGCAGAACCUGUACUGUGACCACAAGAGCGUGUGGGCUGUCAUGAGGGAACAUUCUGAUUUUACUGGAGUCCACAGUGAACGUCUCCCCAUAGACACCGACACUACGCCAGUAUUCACCAUUUUACAAGAGACAAAGAGCAGAAAGGUGUUUGUCCUGGAUAAAUCUGGCAGCAUGGAAUUGGACACACCAAUGAGGAUAGUACGCUUGCAUGAAACUGGAAAAUACAUAAUCGAGAGUGAAGAGGGGAUUUGUGCCGAUAGUUACCUCGGAAUCGUGUGGUUCGAUUCAAGCGCAUCUGUCAAGAAAGCUAUUACUAAGGUCGAUAGUGAAGCCACGAGGGCUGCUCUAGUAGAUGCUCUUCCAGCGAUUCCCAAUGGCGGGACAUGUAUCGGAUGUGGACUGAAGCUUGCUAUAGAUGAAAUCAUAAAAACCUUCCCACGUCCUCAAAACAUUCUGAGAUUAUUCUUAUGUCUGCUGGCGAAGAGAGGACGAACAAUUUAACAAUAACAGAGCAAGCAACCAGAGCGAAAGAUCUUGGUAUACUCAUACACACAGUCGCUAUCUCAAACCAGUCUUCUGUACGACUCGCCGACGUUUCGAAAAUUACUGGUGGAAAAAGUCUUUUUCUGGAGAUUGGAGG